Molecule: messenger RNA, 1836 nt
Organism: Phlebotomus argentipes
Lineage: Eukaryota; Metazoa; Arthropoda; Insecta; Diptera; Psychodidae
Product: threonylcarbamoyladenosine tRNA methylthiotransferase
Exons: 2
Coding region: 131-1816 (561 amino acids)
Biological process (GO): tRNA methylthiolation
Cellular component (GO): endoplasmic reticulum
Molecular function (GO): 4 iron, 4 sulfur cluster binding; tRNA (N(6)-L-threonylcarbamoyladenosine(37)-C(2))-methylthiotransferase activity
Source: RefSeq, a predicted model, not a curated record
UUCGUAUUCUACACACUGACAACAUGAGGCGCUGCAGUCGCGCACGUGCAUUUGACGUUUCAGUGUUUACUUUUCUCCGGGAAAUUCUGAUCCCUCUGUGAUUUCUGACCAGGAUCUAGGGAAUUGCGCCAUGUCAGCUUGCAGUGAGAUAAUAGACGAUAUCGAGGACUUGAUCUCCUCGCAGGAUAUCACGCCGAAGGAGCGCUACGCCAAUAGGAAGGAUGUGACGGUGCGCAUGAAGAAGGCCGACAAGGCACCCAAGGAGAAGCCCAUUUUUCAGAGCAUCGUGCCCGGAACACAGCGCAUCUACGUGAAGACGUGGGGCUGCGCUCACAACAACUCCGAUUCUGAGUACAUGGCAGGACAACUCUCGGCGUUCGGGUACAAUUUGGUGGAUGACAAAUCCGCGGCGGAUCUGUGGCUCCUCAACAGCUGCACAGUGAAGAAUCCCUCGGAAGACACGUUCAGGAAUGAGAUCGAGGCGGGCGUGGCGGAGGGAAAGCACGUGGUAGUGGCUGGCUGCGUGCCCCAGGGCGCUCCCAAAUCGGAGUACUUGCGUGGCUUGAGCGUGAUUGGCGUGCAGCAGAUCGAUCGUGUGGUGGAAGUUGUGGAGGAGACGCUCAAGGGGCACAGUGUGAGACUGCUGCAGCCCAAAAAGGAGGCCGGGAGGCGACUGGCGGGGCCUCGAUUGGCGCUGCCGAAAGUGCGCAAGAAUCCCCUGAUUGAGAUCAUUCCCAUCAACUCGGGCUGCCUGAAUCAGUGCACUUACUGCAAAACGAAGCACGCCAGAGGCGAUCUGGCCAGUUACGAUCCCGAGGAGAUUGUGGACAGGGCGCGCCAAGCCUUUCGCGAGGGCGUGUGCGAGCUGUGGCUGACAUCCGAGGACACUGGAACUUACGGCAGGGACAUUGGCACAUCUCUUCCGGCUCUGCUGUGGCGCCUCGUUGAGGUCAUCCCAGAAGGAUGCAUGAUGCGCGUCGGCAUGACGAAUCCACCCUACAUUCUGGAGCACCUCGAGGAAAUGGCCAAGAUUCUCGCCCAUCCGCGCGUCUAUGCGUUCCUCCACGUGCCCGUCCAGAGCGGCAGUGACUCGAUUCUGGCCGCGAUGAAGCGCGAAUACUGCCGUGAGGACUUCGAGCGCGUCGUGGACUUCCUCAGGGAGCGCGUUCCUGGCCUCACAAUCGCCACGGAUAUCAUUUGUGGCUUUCCCGGUGAGACGGAAGCGGAUUUUGCCGAGACAGUGGAUCUCUGUGGCAAAUACGAGUUCCCAUCGCUCUUCAUCAACCAGUUCUUCCCGAGACCCGGCACUCCGGCCGCCAGGAUGCCCCGAAUCCCAGCCAAUCUCGUGAAGACUCGCACGAAGCGCCUAACUGAGCUGUUCAACAGUUACGAGCCGUACAGAAAUCGCGUGGGAGUCGAACAAACCGUUCUCGUGACCGAGAUUUCGCACGACAAGCGCUUCUACGUGGCGCACAACAAAUUCUACGAACAGGUUCUUGUGCCGAUGCGAGAGAAUCUCCUCGGGAAGUCGGUGACUGUGCGCAUCGUUUCGGCUACAAAAUUCAGCAUGCAAGCCGAAAUCCUGGACUCUGAAGCUUCCUGGAAGGCAUGUAGCGUCAUUUCGGAGGAGAACAAGCUGCAGAAUGGCUACAUCAACUGUCCAGACUUUGAGGACACCAGCGGCCAAGAGCCUCCUGGUCAGGCAAUCGCUCCUGUGCCGCUCAAUCAAUCUCCGCUGCUCGCCUACGCCAUAAUCGCCCUCCUCCUGGCAAUCGUGUAUCGCUUCGCGUGGAAAAUCGUCACGGAGGCGCAAUAAAAGCUGCACAAGUUCAAUCU